GAUUUGUCAUGUCACUAAGGGGAGACUUGGAAGUGCGGAUUCCCAGGACUCUGGACUUUAGUAGAAGCGCUCGUGCUACCCCCAAGAGCUUUGCUGAAAAUGGAACUGGAGGAAUGGGUUGCCGGAAGACUUAGAUUUCUGAUUUAAGACAAGAAAGCACCGAGCACUGAUUCUUUCAGGAGGGGCAACCCAGCCUGCAAGCUUCAUGCUGAAUGCUCUCCAGCGAGGAAGAGAGAAAUGCCUCCUUUUCAGAGAGGUGGCCCAGAACCACCAAGUUCCUUCUGUCCGCUUGCGCCGCUUCGGUGGCCGAACUAGUGACUUUCCCUCUGGACCUCACAAAGACCCGGCUACAGAUCCAAGGGGAAGCUGCUGGACGUCACCAUGAAGAUGCACGAAGGAGAACGACCCCUUACCGUGGGAUGCUACGGACCGCAGCCGGGAUAGUCCAAGAGGAGGGGGUGCUACAACUCUGGCAAGGAGCAACGCCGGCAGUUUACAGGCACAUAGUGUACAGCGGAGUGCGCAUGGUUGCGUAUGAGCAUCUUCGUGAUUCUGUGCUUGGCCGAGCUGCGGAUGGGAGCUUUCCUCUAUGGAAAGCCGUUGUGGGGGGCAUGGUGGCCGGGGCCAUCGGCCAGUUCUUCGCCAGCCCAACUGACUUGGUGAAAGUGCAGAUGCAAAUGGAAGGAAAGCGAAAGUUGGAAGGGAAGCCCUUGCGAUAUCGCGGAGUCCAUCACGCAUUUGUGAAGAUUGUAUCUGACGGAGGAGUACGAGGCCUUUGGGCAGGCUGGGUGCCCAAUGUCCAACGGGCUGCUCUAGUAAACAUGGGAGAUCUGACGACUUACGACUCAGUGAAACAUUUUUUACUUCUGAAUACAUCACUUCAGGACAACAGCAUCACUCACAGCAUUGCAAGUGGGUGUUCUGGCCUGGUGGCAGCUGUUUUGGGUACUCCGGCGGAUGUGAUCAAAACCCGAAUAAUGAAUCAACCAAGAGAUGAACAUGGGAGGGGUUUGCUGUAUAAAUCAUCCACUGACUGCUUGUUUCAGGCAAUUCAAGGUGAAGGGUUUCCGUCUCUGUACAAAGGUUUCGUACCAACAUGGAUGCGAAUGGCUCCUUGGUCUCUGGUCUUCUGGCUCACCUUUGAACAAAUCAGAAGAAUUAUUGGAGUCAGUUCAUUUUAGGAAUGUGUGGAUAUUAAGCCUUCGAUGGAACUUUGGUGUCCAAAAGGUUGUUGGUACCGGCAGCCAAAGACUAUUUCAAACGAGUUCUUGAUAUUAGCCUAGCGCCAAAUGUAUCACGGGGCAAACAGAAAUUUAAAAAAUGGAAAAAGUAAAUGGCACUAAAUGUUGACUCUUCAAAUGAACUGCCACUAAGCUGCAAGGCACUGUGGAAGGGUCCCAGAUCACUGAUUGUUAUGUGUGGAAAACAGUGAACUGUCGUGAAGCAAGAACAGAGCAUAAAUAAAAGGAUACUGUGUACAGAAA
Molecule: messenger RNA, 1484 nt
Organism: Heteronotia binoei (common prickly gecko)
Lineage: Eukaryota; Metazoa; Chordata; Lepidosauria; Squamata; Gekkonidae
Gene: SLC25A27
Product: solute carrier family 25 member 27
Exons: 9
Coding region: 213-1181 (322 amino acids)
Biological process (GO): mitochondrial transport; response to cold
Cellular component (GO): mitochondrial membrane
Source: RefSeq, a predicted model, not a curated record